Cornus florida is the source of this 612-nucleotide messenger RNA. Its product is annotated as monothiol glutaredoxin-S2-like. The transcript has a single exon. The record is from RefSeq and is a predicted model, not a curated record. NCBI's taxonomy places the organism in Eukaryota, Viridiplantae, Streptophyta, Magnoliopsida, Cornales, Cornaceae. The coding region runs from base 100 to 405 and encodes 101 amino acids.
GGGCUCAAUUAUCAUUACAGCCAGACCAAAGUGUUCUCUCAGUCAUCACAACUCACAUUUCUCUCUAUUAUUGUUUUGGCAUUUAAAACAGUCUAGUCAAUGGAGGGAUUAAGGACAAUGGUAUCUGCAAGGCCACUAGUGAUUUUCACUAAGAGCACUUGCUGCCUGUCCGACUCCAUCAUAAUCUUCUUUAGGAACUUUGGCGCUGACCCAGCCAUUCAGGAGCUCGAUCAAAUACCGAAAGGCCGAGAAAUGGGGCAGGCUCUUUCGAGGCUCGGUUACAAUAACAUGCCGGUAGUGUUUAUUGGUGGUAAACUGGUGGGUGGAGUUAAUGAGGUCACUAGUCUUCACAUCAGGGGCUCCCUAGUCCCAAUGCUUUUGGAGGCAGGAGCUAUAUUUGUUUGAUGUUUUACUUACUUUGCAUUUCCAGCUAAUUAAUAAACUCUGUUUUAGUACUUAAAAACAGUGACAUUAGGUGUUCUCUUAACUACUAUCAUAUAGAGCUAACCUAGUAGCCUUCGGUAGUUCUAAUGACAGUACUAUUGAAUAAUGUAUACUUAGCUAUUUUUUGUAAUUUGAAGUAAUAUAUGUAAUCUGCUUGAGUUUUUGUUA